CUACAUCAACCCUAGUUAAGUAUCGGAUUUUCUAGCAGUACCUAAAAGCGUCACAUUGUAAAUAUCAGUAUUGUCAUUUUCAGCGUUUUAAACAUCUAAUAAAUUUCUGCUAUGGAAGUUCUAUGGAAUAUCGCAGUGAUAUGUGCUUUUUCAAUUGUGUACGUUGCGAGCAUGAAAACAAAACUGGCGGAGCUGAUUAUAAAAGACAUGGAUAAGAUAGAGAAGGCCAAGAGCAAUGGUACAAUAUGCCAUCUAAGACAGACAAUGGCUUGGGCUGAAUGCGGUCGGCGUGUCAACUGCCCAUCGUCAUGUCAAGGACAAGAAGAUUGCACAUUCCCUUACUGUACAUUAGAGGGAACAUGCUCCUGUAGAAAUGCGUUUUGCCGUAAGGACGAGAUGUGUCACUUCUUCAGAAUCGCCUGCGCUACCAACUUUACAUGUAAAGAAGGGAAAUGUUAUUGUGAAAACGUGAAAAACAAGUCGGUUACAUCAGCAUCGUGAGGACUUGUUGCAAAUAAAUCUAUGGUGUGGACAUGAAAGUAUUCAAAUUGUGAAAAUUCAAUAUGCAAGUUCUUUUGAAUUGAAUUGGAUUUGCAUAAAUAGGUAACUCGUUACGCUUCAUCUACCGGUGAAUUAAUUUCCCUCCUCUUUCUGUGUUAAAUGAAAUAUUAUCAAAUGCAUGCAUAAUGUGAACAGGUAUUCCGACAACAGAAUGUGUGAGGAUUUUAAAGUUAACAUACAAGUAUAUUUCAUUAAAGUUUAAUUUAU
Messenger RNA from Mercenaria mercenaria, 768 nucleotides. RefSeq lists its product as uncharacterized. The coding region runs from base 112 to 501 and encodes 129 amino acids. The record is from RefSeq and is a predicted model, not a curated record. Lineage: Eukaryota; Metazoa; Mollusca; Bivalvia; Venerida; Veneridae. The transcript has 3 exons.